GUCAUCAAGGUGCGUCAUGAACGCUUUGGGUUUCCACCGAAAUCCAUCAUGACGGAGGGUGUGCCGGCCAUAAUGAAGUUCCUCUGUGACACUUGCAGCAUACCGUACAGCCCAACGAAAUCUGUAGGCGAGCGCUCGACAGGAUCAGAGCACUCUGCAUCGCCGUCCUCUCUGUACCCAACUCUGGACUUGGGCGACAGUGCGUCUUCGGAUGCCUUUAAGAGACAUACAGAUGAUAAGGAGAGGCGGCGCUCUGAAAACAUUGCCCUGGAGCAGCAGAACACACUGGCCGCACAGGAGCAGCAGGCACUCAUGUCAUCCAGCAGCUCACGCAAGAUGGAGCUGCUCAAGCAACUGGCAGAGGAGCAAGCGAAACACGACGCUGACCUAGCCACUUUGCAGCAGAGACGCGAGAGUGACCAGCAGAAGCUAAUCCAGACCGUUCAGCAAGAGGAGAAAACCUAUAACGAAGCCGUCGCUCAGAAAAUGCGUGAAGCAGACAGGGCAAGAGAGGAAGAUAUUCGCAAGGCACUGGAUCAUGACAAGAUGAUGCUGGAGCAGCUGUCGUCCAUGCGACAGGAGUCUGAGCAGUUACGUCGUGGAGAAGUCUUGGACGCCAUGCAGAGGCUCUUGUCCAAGUCUCGUCAUCACGAGUUACUGUGCAUAGCACAGAUCACAGAGCGACAACGAUUGGCCAAGCAGGCAUUGAAGGAAUCAAAUGCCAUCGCUGAUGCUCAAGUUAGUCUUGUCCUGGAACAGCAGAGUGAGUUCCAGAAGAACCUCCUGAAUCAGAUCGCCAGUGAGGAUCUUGCACAGCGCUUGGCGUUUGAGGCACUGCUCCUUGACAAGGAUGACCAGCACACGAAGGCAACACAGCAGAUUGUGGCUCUGCAGCAGGAGUUGGCACAGCUCACCAACAUGGAAAUCAGCCGUAAAGCCAAAGAGCAGAAUACCAAUCAGGCCCGUCUGGAAGAGCAGCGCAACGUGCUAACGGCACAGCUGCGCCUGCUGAUGGAUGUUCAGCAGGAACGGGCCGAGCAACUCCAGCUACUUUUGGUAAAGUUCGAAGAGGAGCGUAAAUCUGAGGAGAAGGACUAUUGGCUGCGCAUGUACCAGCGUCUGAUGGAUUCCAAGCCGGAGGCGCUCUUACUAGAGGAGCUCUCUCUGGAAGAGUCUGUGGUGCACAUGUUGCGCACUGCCAACGCCACGCAGUUCCUGACAGCGUUCGCGCGCAAUCACAUCUCCUUCGAGCUGCUGGUCAAAAUGGACGACGACGACUUGAGGCGGCUCGGCGUCACGUCCAUCGGAGCAAGGCAUGAAAUUCUCAAGUGUGUUGCCGAAGAAGCAGCUAUAGAGAGCCGUGCCAAGGAGAAGUCCAUGGUGCUCCUCAGAGAGCUGGAGGAGAUGGAGCCGCAUGAGAAGCCUGAACCCAGCGCUCCUAUUCCCGGUCUGCCGAUUGUACCGAGUGCACCCAGUAUUUCUAUAGAUGAUAGCGAACCAGCACCAUCGCAAGCGUAUGCAUCUGAUCUGGUGGGGCUGCCGCUUAGUGCUGGUGCUACUGCACCGCAGCCUGCGCAUGUGACUCCGUCGGCGCCACUAGCAGAGGCUGAGGCAGGCAGUGGUGGCCCGGCCGUUCAGCUCAGUGAAUGUGUCGUCUGCCUGGACAAUCAGAGUAACUGUGUCUUGCUGAACUGUGGCCACGUCUGCAGCUGUGUCUCGUGCAGCCAGCAGCUUACCACAUGUCCCAUGUGCCGCGCUGAGAUUGCCAGUGUGGUUCAGCUCUAUACGGCAUGAAUGUGAUGAUGUAAUGAUGAUGUAAUGCAGCAUUAUAGCGAUGGUGAUGUUAUGAGCGGAGAUUGCCAGUGUGGUUCAGCUCCAUACUGCCUGAGCAUGGUGAUGUAAUGGUGAUGUCAUGGUGAUGUCAUGAUGAUGUUAUCAGUUAUGCAGCAUUACAUCUUUAUACUGCCACUCGACUGGUCAAUCUACCAGCACACUGAUGUCAUAUCAGCAGCAGUGCUUCUUGCCAGAUUUAGAUAGCAGCUGAGCUGACGACAUUAUAUUUAUAGUUACAGCUCUGAACGGAAGAAUGUCUCAAGAACACUGUAGAGUAUUCAUCAUGUAACGUUUGAGCGUGGUGCAAUUGAGUCCCAUGCGUACAGCCGAUACGCAAAUUGGCUGCCCCUGUCGCGGAAAUGCUCUCCACCACUCCAUGAAAGAGUUCCACCUACCAGUAGCCACCCAUGUCAAUCAGUGUUCAUGAUAAUUAUGGCGAUUACUAAACAUGUUUCUUCAACACUUUCUAAUGUAAUAUAUAAAUAGACGUAUGGCCGUAAAACUAGUAUUAGUCAUCUUGACAGCAGCACGUGCGUGUGCGGGUAAACUCACAAAUUACGUACACCUGUUACUUACACAUGUGGGCAGAUAUUCUCACUUAGGUUUAGGUACGUCACAACUCAUUACUUAUCAUGCUAGUACAGUCGUACACAUUAUGUUGAUACAUCCAUCUCAUUUGAUACAUCUCCUCGUUCCUCAUCUUGUAAUCAUUGUCACUCACAAAACACAUGCAAUCUCCUUCAUACUCUAUCUGCUAUCCUUCAUUAUAGUUCGUUAUUAGCACCACCUGGUAGAGUGUUCCGCUUGUAUACACACACACUGCACGUGUACAUGUAGUAAAGAUCCUAGCAACUGUUCUUUAGGGCUGAGUGCUACGUUUUCUUUAUUCCAUUACCACCUUUAAUAGGUUCCGUCCCUGUCCCCCUCCUUUUGAUGCCGGGGUUCCGUCCCUGUCCCCCUCCUUUUGAUGCCGGGGUUCCGUCCCUGUCCCCCUCCUUUUGAUGCCGGGGUUCCGUCCCUGUCCCCCUCCUUUUGAUGCCGGGGGUUCCGUCCCUGUCCCCCUCCUUUUGAUGCCGGCAUCACUGAGGUUUUACAUGUACAUACAUGUAUUGUGUUUCUUGUAAACAUUGUUGUGCAAGCUCUGUUAUUCUUUUUAGUUUUUACAUGUCCAUUGCAAGGGUACUGUCGUAUUUUUUGAUUACUUUUCAUCUCCUUUCUCGGCCCA
Molecule: messenger RNA, 3058 nt
Organism: Sycon ciliatum
Lineage: Eukaryota; Metazoa; Porifera; Calcarea; Leucosolenida; Sycettidae
Product: E3 ubiquitin-protein ligase LRSAM1-like
Molecular function (GO): protein binding
Source: RefSeq, a predicted model, not a curated record